AUUCACACAUGGCGGAUCCUCCGCGAAGAUCCGCAAUUUUCACGAUCUCUCUGCCAUUAACAAAAGGUUUGAUAGAUAUAUUUCUCGCGUCUUGUCCAGUUUGAAAUCCAAUUUCUCGAUUUCUUGAUCUUCGUUUAUGCCGUCAAACAUAGACAACAAAAAAGACGUUCAAAGUGCAACACGCCACAAGUCUUUAAUUUCUCUAAGAAUAAACUCUAUGAUUGUGAUGAUUGGUGAUGAUCCUGAUUUGGGUUUUGUUUAUCUUCAGAUAGUUUCUCUGUUGGUGGAAUCAGGAGUUGAUAUUAAUCUCCGGAACUACCCUGGACAGUGGCCUGUAAUUCUGCUUCCUUUAACUUGGUUUGGUCAGAGCAGCUGGAUCGGCCAUCCUUUUGAAUAUGAUGGCAAGGAAUUUGAUUUGGUGGUUAGAUUCUGCAAGGAUGUGGAAACAAGAGGGCAGACGGGAUAUGUUGAUAUCGGACGGUUUGACCCGUUAAGCUACUUUGUUUCUAGUUCUGGAAAUUUCGAUUUCGUUCAAACCAGUAUUAUCCUCGGAACAUGGAUUCAUCUGUUAGUAUAUACAUAUAGGGGUUUUACCAUGGCGACCUGUCAAAUUGUGAACAGAGUUAUGACAAACUUGGACGUACAUCACAGUGUUCUUCACGAAGUGAUCAACAGAGCAGCAGAUGGAUUAAUCACACCUCUUCAUGUGGCGGCUUUGAACGGACACAUAGAGACGGUGCAGUUACUCUUGGAUUUGGGAACUCAGCAUAGGGUAACGGUGACACUGACACUGACACGCUUGAUGCUGAAACAAGAAGAAUGGGACGAGCUAGAUGCUAAAAUCAUCACAACUCUCACUAGAGCAUCCUAGUUUUUAUUUCAAGCUGCAGGACUCCAAGAAUUUGACCACAAAAGGAUAAUUUGGAAAAGUGGCUUACUGAUGAAAAAGCCAGGGAUUAGCUAGUCAUUCGUUCUGACUGUCAUACUAGAUUCUCUGUUGAUCGUCUGUAUUAUUGGGUUGCUGCUUAGUUGGUGUUUGGCCCUUGUUGCAUGUCUGCCAUUGCUCAGGUUUGUUUCGUUUCUUCAGUUUACCCAAAGAAAGCCUUAUGUUACUG
Messenger RNA from Arabidopsis arenosa, 1115 nucleotides. The record is from the annotation of a GenBank genome assembly. Lineage: Eukaryota; Viridiplantae; Streptophyta; Magnoliopsida; Brassicales; Brassicaceae.